Molecule: messenger RNA, 1795 nt
Organism: Benincasa hispida (wax gourd)
Lineage: Eukaryota; Viridiplantae; Streptophyta; Magnoliopsida; Cucurbitales; Cucurbitaceae
Product: trimethyltridecatetraene synthase-like
Molecular function (GO): heme binding; oxidoreductase activity, acting on paired donors, with incorporation or reduction of molecular oxygen; iron ion binding
Source: RefSeq, a predicted model, not a curated record
UUUAUAGCUAUUCGUUGCGUUUUCACCAUCACCGAACAUCUCAUUCUCCUCUUCCACUCUUCACUUCUCUGUUUUCUUACUCACCAUGGAAAUGCAACUUCCUUCUUGGGUUUCUUAUGCAGCUGCUUGGAUGGCCACUCUCGCCCUCCUCCUCCUCUCCCGCCGCCUCUGUCGCCGCAAACUCAAUCUCCCACCGGGACCGAGGCCGUGGCCGUUGAUCGGAAAUCUCAACUUGAUUGGCUCUCUGCCCCACCAAUCCAUUCAUCAACUCUCCAAAAAAUACGGCCCCAUUAUGCAUCUUCGUUUCGGGUCAUUCCCUGUUGUGGUCGGAUCCUCUGUCGAAAUGGCAAAGAUUUUCCUCAAAACGCAUGAUCUCAACUUCGUGUCCCGUCCCAAAACCGCCGCUGGAAAGUACACCACCUAUAACUAUUCCGACAUUACUUGGUCUCAAUACGGUCCUUACUGGCGCCAAGCUCGGAAGAUGUGUUUGAUGGAGCUUUUCAGUGCUAGACGACUUGAUUCUUAUGAGUAUAUACGCAAGGAGGAAAUGAAUGCUCUGCUUAAAGAUAUUUACAAGUCCCGUGGUCAAGUGAUCAAGCUUAAGGAUUACUUGUCUACAGUGAGUUUGAAUGUGAUAAGUCGGAUGGUGUUGGGAAGGAAGUAUACGGAUGAGUCAGAGAAUGCGAUUGUUAGUCCAGAUGAGUUCAAGAAAAUGUUGGAUGAGUUGUUCUUGCUGAGUGGUGUGCUUAACAUUGGGGAUUCAAUUCCAUGGAUUGAUUUCUUGGAUUUGCAGGGUUAUGUGAAGAGAAUGAAGGCGUUGAGCAAGAAGUUCGAUAGGUUUCUUGAACAUGUGUUGGAUGAACAUAAUGAAAGGAGAAAGGGAGUUGAGAAUUAUGUGGCUAAAGAUAUGGUGGAUGUUUUGUUGCAACAGGCUGAUGAUCCUAAUCUUGAAGUCAAACUUGAAAGGCAUGGAGUCAAGGCGUUUACUCAAGAUCUAAUAGCAGGAGGAACAGAGAGUUCAGCAGUAACAAUAGAGUGGGCAAUAUCAGAACUUUUAAAACAACCAGAGAUCUUCGACAAGGCAACUGAAGAGCUAGACAGAGUGAUCGGAAGGGAAAGAUGGGUAGAAGAGAAAGACAUUGUUAACCUACCAUACAUUAAUGCAAUUGCAAAAGAGACAAUGAGGCUGCACCCUGUAGCACCAAUGUUAGUGCCAAGAAUGUGUCGAGAGGAUUGCCAAAUUGCAGGGUAUGACAUAGCCAAAGGCACCAGGGUGCUUGUGAAUGUAUGGACCAUUGGGAGAGACCCAACAGUGUGGAAAAAUCCAUAUGCAUUUGACCCAGAAAGGUUCAUGGAAAAUAGUAUUGAUGUGAAAGGUCAAGAUUUUGAGCUUCUGCCAUUUGGGUCUGGAAGGAGAAUGUGCCCUGGGUAUAGUCUUGGUUUAAAGGUUAUUCAGUCAAGUUUGGCUAAUUUAUUGCAUGGGUUUUCUUGGAAAUUGCCUGGGGAUAUGGAGAAGGAAGAUUUGAAUUUGGAAGAAAUUUUUGGUCUUUCUACUCCUAAGAAAUUCCCACUUGAUGCUGUUGCUGACCCAAGACUUCCUCCUCAUCUUUACUCUUUGUGAUUAAGAAUUUUGUUAAGAUGUGUAAUAGCUUAAUUAAGAGACUCUAUUAAUCUUAUGAACUUAAAAUAUGCAUCCUUGAUGUAUCAAUGUCUUGGUUUGAAAUGAAAUGUAUUUCCCAUAUUAAUUACCUAGUGUGUUGUAAUAAAAUAAGCUUCCUUCAUGGCUUGAAUAAAA